Messenger RNA from Seriola dumerili (greater amberjack), 3909 nucleotides. It is a transcript of the gene srp68, whose product is annotated as signal recognition particle 68. The coding region runs from base 37 to 1815 and encodes 592 amino acids. Gene Ontology annotation, biological process: SRP-dependent cotranslational protein targeting to membrane. Gene Ontology annotation, molecular function: 7S RNA binding; endoplasmic reticulum signal sequence receptor activity; signal recognition particle binding. NCBI's taxonomy places the organism in Eukaryota, Metazoa, Chordata, Actinopteri, Carangiformes, Carangidae. Gene Ontology annotation, cellular component: signal recognition particle, endoplasmic reticulum targeting. The transcript is spliced from 16 exons. The record is from RefSeq and is a predicted model, not a curated record.
UGUAUGUGUGUGCCGCUUAGCUGUUAGCAUCUAGAGAUGGCCGCAGACAAGCAAAACGAAGCUAAAGUUUCCCCCAUGGACGAAAACAAAGAAAAUUUAUCGGACGGAGGACUUGGACUGGAAAUCUUGCAAAUCAUCAAGGAGUCCCAGCAGCAGCAUGGCCUCAGGCACGGAGACUACCAGAGAUACAGGGGCUACUGCUCUCGCAGACUGCGUCGCCUACGCAAGACUCUUGGUUUCAAGAUGGGAAACCGACACAAGUUCAUUGGGAAGAAAAUAACUGUUGAAAUGCUUUCUGACAGCAGGUAUCUAUUGCUUGUUUUGAUGGAGGCAGAGCGUGCGUGGAGCUACGCCAUGCAGCUGAAGCAGGAGGCCAAUACAGAGCCACGCAAACGCUUCCACCUGCUGGCACGUCUACGAAAGGCUGCCAAGCACAGCGAGAAGCUGGAGAAGCUCUGUGAAAGCCACCGUGUUGAUGCCAAGACCAAACUGGAGGCACAGGCCUACACUGCAUACCUCAGUGGCAUGGUGGAGUUUGAACUGCAGGAGUGGAAGCGUGCCAUGGAGGCUUUCAACAAGUGCAAGACCAUCUAUGAGAAACUAGCCAGUGCGUUCACAGAGGAACUGGCAGUCCUGUACCGCCAGCGUGUGGACGAGAUAUCGCCCAACAUCCGCUACUGUGCUUACAACAUUGGUGACCAGAAUGCCAUCAAUGACUUGAUGCAGAUGAGAUUGACUGGUGGAGGAGGAGGCAUGAUGGCUGAGAAACUUGAGGCCCUGAUCACUCAGGCAAGAACCAAGCAGGCAGCCACCAUGAGUGAGGUGGAGUGGCGAGGUCGGACGGUGCCCGUCAAGAUUGACAAGGCCCGCAUCUUCCUGUUGGGUCUUGCAGACAAUGAGGCCGCCAUUGCUCAGGCAUCUAACGAGGAGACCAAAGAGCAUCUGUAUGAGACCCUGCUGGCCGAGUGCAGAGACACCAUCCAGGCUGUGAGAGAGGAACUCAAGAGUGAGGCGAAGCAGCGAGAAAGGAGCACCGAUGCCGACAGUGGCAAGGUGUCCAACCUGCAGUUCCUGCACAGUUACCUGACCUACAUCAAGCUGUGUACUCUGGUGAAGAGGAAUGAGAGCAUGGCCCAUACUCUUCAGGAUAAACUGAAGGAGCCUGAGACCGACGAGAGCAAGAGGGGUCCCCGUCCACAGGACCUCAUCCGCCUCUAUGACAUCAUCCUGCAGAGUCUGGCGGAGCUCUCCACCCUGCAGGGUCUGGAGGAUGACCACACCUUCCAGAAGGAGGUGUCCCUCAAGACGCUGGUCUACAAGGCUUAUAGGUGCUUCUUCAUUGCCCAGUCCUACGUGCUGGUGAAGAAGUGGAGUGAGGCCCUGGUGCUGUAUGAGAGGGUGCUGAAAUAUGCCAAGGAGGUCCAGUCCAAGGCCAAGAGCCUCAACAACAGUCUUAAGGAUCUCCCUGAUGUUCAGGAGCUCAUUGCCAAGGUCAACGCUGAAAAAUACUCACUUCAAGCUGCUGCCAUUUUAGACACUGAUGAGACCGCUGAAGUUCCCUCUCAGCAGCAGGUGAAAGACAACACGCCCCUCUGCAACCGCCUGGAGACCUUCCGCCUCGACCCAGCCCUCGUAGGAAAGCAGCCCAAUCUGGUCCAGUUCCCCCCUGACUUCCAGCCAAUCCCCUGCAAGCCCCUGUUCUUUGACCUUGCUCUCAACCAUGUGGCCUUCCCACCGCUGGAUGACAAGGUGGAGCAGAAGGGCAAGGGCGGUCUGACCGGCUACAUCAAGGGCAUCUUUGGCUUUGGCAGCUAAAUCAAACCCCAGGCUUUUGCCUCCACAUGAGAGCCACCAGGCCCAGAGUUAACCACAAACAACCAGACUUGGGUCAGUUGUUAUAAUAAUAAUUUCACUUGUUUUUAAUUUGAUUUGUGGUGCCUAAGUGCAAGACGAGUGGAGUUUGCAGUUCUGAAGAAGGCAGUAGAGUGGGUCUAAUCUUCAAAGAAAGAUUAUAGAAAAAGAAAAGUAAUCACAUCAAUUUCCAAUAGCAAUAUGACCCAAGUCCACCUGCCACCUUUAGUAAUAACACGAGGCUGCGUGGGUUCCUAGCAGACCUUAAUUUGAGCUAUGGAGGUGCCUGUGACUUUAAAGUUUUACAGGUUACCAUGCCAUGGUUCUUGAUGCCUACAGCCAAGUUGUUAAUCUCACAAUCUUGUCAGAGUAAACCAAGCCACUUUGGCAUCACUGGUAACUUUUUUCUUUUUUUCAGUGUUACAUAAGCGCCUUCAUUUAAUUGUCUCAAAUUCUUUCCUUUUGUGUGUGUUUCAGCCCUGUCUCUUAAACCUAAAACGUACAAAGUGCAGUCUUAUCUCAGAACCUGUUGUGCUCAUUAAGAACCAGAAAUAACCCUGUGACCUGUAGCUCGACAAACUGAAGCUGAUGCAAUUAUCAAGCGUCUUCAGCUGCGUCCCAUUUCUUCCCUCUUCACUUUCACAGUGAUCUCUCCUCCUUUUGAUUCCACAUUAUUAUGUGAAUUAAAACCUCUCUACAUACACUGACAAGUCAGCCCACCCCGUCUUCCUCCACAUAGAUUUUUGUUUACCACAGCAGCUACAACACCUUGCAGCUGGCUCUUGAAAAAGCAUAGGAAACACUACAGGCCAGUAAUGCAACAUUAAUCUGGAUGUGAUAAGCUGCUAAAAGCACAAGAAGGAUAUCUAGACGCUUUUUGUUCGUCUUUUGUAAUUGGCUCCUGAUGGGUACAAGUCAUGUGCGCAGUUGUUACCUCUUCACACAGAGGAAAACUGAAUUAUGAGAGUUGUGGGAAGAACUGGGAUAAAGCUUGAAAGUUUUAAAUGCAACAGGAUGAUGGAAGACACAGCCUUGAAUCAAAGUGUGAAAUGUUGUUUUCAAAAAAAGAAAAAAAAAGAAAGCUGAAUGGAUCAUUGUUUUAAUUUCUUAAUAUCAACUGGUCAUACUGUUAAUGUUGUACUGUGUGAUGUUUGGGACUGAACUUACCAUAAUGUCAGACAAGAGUCCGACUGCUCCAACUCGUCUAGAUGGAAAUGCAGAACUCACAUUUUAUCACCACUCUCAUAUUUUCAAGGCACAUGCUUUCCCUACAAAAGGGCCUGCUGGCUGGUGACCAUGUCGUACCCUCCCCGAAGUAGGAAAUAGCAAGUGCAGCUCCUCAGACUGUAAUUAAUUCCAGCAUUGUUUUUAUUUUGACAUUUGUAUUUACAUUUUAGCAAACUUGCCGUCAUAGGACAGCAGUAGACAUUCAGGACUUGAGGGAGUUUUUAGCAGCCUUUUCAUUCAUCACACCACCACGCCUCUUUGUCCAUCAUCAGUAGGACUAAACUGUUUUCAUCACCAGUUACAUGUAUGUCUAUACUGUAGCGCUAGAAAAAUGUGAUGUCAUCGGUUGUUUGCCAGUCAUAAUGUAGAGUCAUGUCUUCUUGCUACACCAAAGCCACUCAUUUCCUCUGAUCCGUACGGGACCUGUUUCACCUGUGAUAACUGGUGAAACUCUAGCUAGAGGACUGUUUGUGUCACUCACUCAUGUAACACACAUGUAACUGUUUUGCUGACUUAUUUUUAUCAAAGUUUUGUUUUUCUUUUUUUCUCCCCUUUAGUGUUUUAUGUUAAUGAAAUAAGAUGGAGGUGCUGGAAUAGUUCCAGCACUGUACCUCGGGCAGCCUGGAACACAAUUAGUCAUGAUCAAUAAUUGAAACUAUGAGGAAUGUAUGAUUUGAUUUAGUCUCCAGGCCUAUAAUUAAAAUAUAUUUGCACCAAACACGGUUUUUCUUCAUGUUUUUCAUUCCAGUCUUGUAUGGAAAAAUCAGUGGCAUUAAUUUUUAACUGUGGUUCUUUGUCAUUCAGAGACGACCAUGAUAGUGAAAAAUAAAC